Messenger RNA from Aphanomyces invadans, 1100 nucleotides. RefSeq lists its product as hypothetical. The transcript has a single exon. Bases 11 to 1000 code for a protein of 329 amino acids. Gene Ontology annotation, molecular function: aminoglycoside N-acetyltransferase activity. Lineage: Eukaryota; Oomycota; Saprolegniomycetes; Saprolegniales; Verrucalvaceae. Gene Ontology annotation, biological process: aminoglycoside antibiotic catabolic process. The record is from RefSeq and is a predicted model, not a curated record.
UGCAAUCGUCAUGACGAUAACGAUCCGAGCGCUGAGGAAGGAUGAAGUGAAGGCGUGGGUGGCUCAUUGUACGGAAUUAUUCAAGCACGACUCCGAUGCAUACUUUAUCUCGCACUUGGAAGAUGACUGCAGCGCGUUGGAGGACAUGAACAAUAUCCUCGUGGCUGAUGACGAUGGCGCGAUUGCAUCGACUGUGCGGGUCGUGCCACGUCGGCAGUUCUUUGGUGGGCAAUUGGUCUCCAUGGGUGGGAUAGCCGAAGUUUCAACGAAGGAAGAGUACCGCGGGAAAGGUCUCGCGACGAAGCUACUCCAAUCUGCUCUCGAUGGACCAUUGGCUUCAUUUGACAUGUCGGCCCUCCACACAGAUGCCGACCGGCUCGGUGGAUUCUACCGCAAGGUCGGGUACAUCCCCAUGCCUUUGAGAACUGCAUCCUUUCCAGUGGAGCUUCCAUUGCCUCCGCUUCCCCCGACGAUACGCCUCUCUCCGAUCCAAAACCUCGCCGACCACGCCUCUGCUCUCCUCGAUCUCUAUCACACCGUGGCGCCAUCGUUCAACGGACCAAUUCAACGGUCAAUUCCAUAUUUCUGCCGCUGGAUUGCAUCCCGCCACCGCCGCUCAAACAUUCAGUCAAUUGGGGCGUGGAAUGAGAACGGCGAGUUGGUUGGGUAUGCGUUUGGUAAAUCCACGCCAGCCGACUCUGCACUUGCCGUCGUGAUCGAUGAGCUGAUUGUAUAUCCUGCUUCAAAAACGUCGCACGCAGUGGCGGUGCAUUUGGUGGCCGCGUUCGCCCCUGGUCGCUCGUUUAUGGCGGACCGCGUCCCCGUCCCCGUGGCCAUCGAGUUGGGACUCCUUCCAUCAACAGGACCGCCUCCUGCCGACACCGUCAUCUCAGAGGACUGCGGAUUUAUGAUACAGCGACACAACCUCUCGACGGACUUGUGGCAAUACGUCGUCGCCACGGACGACAAGAACGUGUUUUUCACCUCAGACGGGUUUUAAUACAGGGAGCUGCUAAACGUGCUGGGUAAUUGAAGCGCUUGAUGGACGGCCGUGACAAAUUUUCGCUCUUCUCGCUCCACUUGCUCCUGCACGCGCCGGC